Molecule: messenger RNA, 456 nt
Organism: Morchella importuna
Lineage: Eukaryota; Fungi; Ascomycota; Pezizomycetes; Pezizales; Morchellaceae
Exons: 5
Coding region: 1-456 (151 amino acids)
Cellular component (GO): membrane
Source: RefSeq, a predicted model, not a curated record
AUGGAGUUCAACGUAAUUCUCACGCUCAGGAUUAUUCAGGCCCUUCUAGCCAUCAUUGUGUUGGGCAUAUCUGCCUACGUCAUUGAUGUCUUCAGUCCUAUCACGAUUGACUCGGCCAAUUUCUUGUUGUUCAACUCAAUCUGGUCGUUUGUCGCCUUGGGAUACCUCGUUGCUACUCCAAUGUUCUUCCCGAACUUCCACAACCGCUGGGGUGUUCUCGGAGUCGAAGCCAUUACUAUGGUCUUCUGGUUCGCGGGAUUUAUCGCUUUGGCCGCAGAUAUCCCCACAUUUCGCUGCGCUGUCAAUUUCAGGUGCGCGAUCGGUGCUUCGAAAGCAGCAGCAACUUUCGGAGCCUUUGCAUGGCUUGCAUGGUUAGGAACGCUUGGAAUGGUUGUGAACGCCUUGAUCAAGCACAGGAAAACCGACCCAGGAACAGACGGCAAUGAAACAGUUUGA